AUGAGCUCUCCAAUCCGCAAGCCGAGCUCCCUUGCCGCUUUCCUGGGACGGCUGCGAGGCCUCGAGCAGCCCCCCAGACCUGUGACAUCCAGUGCGUCCACGCCCCUUCCACAGCGAGAGGUACCCCUCUGCCCGCUGAUGGCACAUGGUGAGACGCAGAACUUGGCAGCCCUGCCCGGCCCUACUAAAUGGCCACUGCUGGGCAGUCUGCCGGAUAUUCUUUGGAAAGGGGGCCUGAAGAAACAGCACGACACUCUGGCAGAGUACCACAAGAAGUACGGCAAGAUCUUCCGGAUGAAGCUGGGCUCCUUCGACUCGGUGCACCUGGGCUCGCCGCGUCUGCUGGAAGCGCUGUAUCGCACCGAGAGCGCGUAUCCUCAGCGGCUGGAGAUCAAACCGUGGAAGGCCUAUCGCGACUAUCGCAAGGAGAGCUACGGGCUGCUGAUCUUGGAAGGAGAAGACUGGCAGAGGGUCCGCGGGGCUUUUCAAAAGAAGCUAAUGAAGCCAACGGAAGUUAUGAAGCUGGACAACAAAAUCAAUGAGGUCUUGGCUGAUUUCAUGGGCAGAAUAGAUGAGCUCUGUGAUGAAAGAGGCCAUAUCAAAGAUUUAUACAGCGAACUGAACAAGUGGUCAUUUGAAAGCAUCUGCCUCGUGUUAUAUGAGAAGAGAUUUGGGCUACUUCAGAAGCACACAGGGGAAGAGGCUUUGAACUUCAUCAUGGCCAUCAAAACAAUGAUGAGCACGUUUGGGAAGAUGAUGGUCACCCCAGUUGAAUUUCACAAGAGCCUCAACACCAAGGUCUGGCAGGACCACACAUUGGCCUGGGACACCAUUUUUAAAUCAGUCAAAUCUUCUGUCAACACCCGGUUAGAGAAACAUUCUCAGCAGCCUGGAGCAGAUUUCCUAUGUGACAUUUAUCACCACAAUCAGCUUUCCAAGAAAGAAUUGUAUGCUGCGGUCACAGAACUCCAGCUGGCUGCGGUAGAAACAACAGCAAACAGCUUACUGUGGAUUCUCUACAAUUUAUCCCGCAACCCCCAAGUGCAACAAAGGCUUCUUAAGGAAAUUCAAAGCAUAGUGCCUGAGAAUCGAAUGCCUGGUGCAGAAGACUUGAGGAAAAUGCCCUAUUUAAAGGCGUGUCUGAAAGAAUCGAUGAGGAUUACCCCUAGUGUACCAUUCACAACUAGGACUCUUGACAAGAUCACAGUUCUGGGUGAAUAUGCUUUACCCAAAGGAACAGUGUUGAUGCUAAAUACCCAGGUUUUGGGGUCCAAUGAAGACAAUUUUGAAGAUCCACAUCAGUUUAGACCUGAACGUUGGCUUCAAACAGAUAAAAAGAUCAACCCCUUUGCCCAUCUUCCAUUCGGCAUUGGAAAAAGAAUGUGCAUUGGACGCCGAUUGGCUGAGCUCCAGCUGCACUUGGCUCUUUGCUGGAUCAUCCGCAAAUAUGACAUUGUGGCCACAGACAAUGACCCUGUGGAGAUGCUGCACCUGGGCAUCCUGGUGCCCAGCAGGGAGCUCCCCAUCGCUUUCUGCCCACGGUAGGAUACUCAG
Molecule: messenger RNA, 1554 nt
Organism: Castor canadensis (American beaver)
Lineage: Eukaryota; Metazoa; Chordata; Mammalia; Rodentia; Castoridae
Gene: Cyp24a1
Product: cytochrome P450 family 24 subfamily A member 1
Biological process (GO): C21-steroid hormone biosynthetic process; cellular response to peptide hormone stimulus; cortisol metabolic process
Cellular component (GO): mitochondrial inner membrane
Molecular function (GO): oxidoreductase activity, acting on paired donors, with incorporation or reduction of molecular oxygen; iron ion binding; monooxygenase activity
Source: RefSeq, a predicted model, not a curated record